This is a messenger RNA of Protopterus annectens (West African lungfish), 312 nucleotides long. RefSeq names its product BLOC-1-related complex subunit 7-like. The transcript has a single exon. The record is from RefSeq and is a predicted model, not a curated record. Bases 1 to 312 code for a protein of 103 amino acids. Lineage: Eukaryota; Metazoa; Chordata; Ceratodontiformes; Protopteridae. Gene Ontology annotation, cellular component: BORC complex.
AUGGCUGCAAGUGACCCACAGCCUAAGUUUGGGCAGUCUGUGAAAAGUUUAUUGUCAGAUAAAGUAAACUGCUGCAGUACUGAUGUGACUGCAUUAAUGAAACAAGUGCUAAAGGGUUCACUUAGUUCAGAGCUCCUCGGUCAAGCAGCCAGGAAUAUGGUAAUGCAAGAAGAUUCUAUCCUACAUUCUGAAGAUAGUUUGUGGAAAAUGUCUAUUAUAACAACACAUCUGCAGUACCAACAGGAGGCAAUUCAGAAAAACAAAGAAUAUUCAUCUGACCUCCAAGACCAGCUGAGACAUCUUUUGAAAUGA